Molecule: messenger RNA, 270 nt
Organism: Phanerochaete carnosa HHB-10118-sp
Lineage: Eukaryota; Fungi; Basidiomycota; Agaricomycetes; Polyporales; Phanerochaetaceae
Exons: 2
Coding region: 1-270 (89 amino acids)
Source: RefSeq, a predicted model, not a curated record
AUGCCUUUCGCGCGCACAGAUGAGAAGGGCACUACCUUAUACCACACCGGCAUCGGCGUCCCGCUAAGAGCGCCGAUAUAUACCGCUGUCGUCGUCAUCCGCAGGGCGACCGCCAACGGCGAUCUGUGCGAUUACUAUGCAUAUCGCUCGCAGCUCGUCGGUCAACUCGAUCCACCGACUCCAGGGAUUGCCAUGAACAUAUGCGAUUACGCAGGCUCGACGCUGUACACGUCCGAUGAGCUCGCCACGUCUCCGGUGCACGCCUGCUAG